This is a messenger RNA of Cylindrotheca closterium, 594 nucleotides long. The record is from the annotation of a GenBank genome assembly. NCBI's taxonomy places the organism in Eukaryota, Bacillariophyta, Bacillariophyceae, Bacillariales, Bacillariaceae.
AUGGAAGAUCCUAUCAACCUGGAUUGCACCAGUGCAACUCAAGUCGCACCGCCAGAGCUUGUGGUCUAUCAGUCUCACAAGCAACCCUCAACUCAAGAGGCGCGCUUUGAGCUGAUGUCGUAUCAAUCUCACAAGCAAUCCUCAACCCAAGAGGCACGCUUUGAUGAUGAUAAUCGAAAGCCUUACGGGAGAAAUGGUCCACCACCUUGCAAUAGCUUUGAGCACGGAUUACAACCAACUGAGGUUGAACUGAAGGACCCAAGCUCGGCUGUGAAGUCUUGUGAACGUGAUUGGGAACGCCUUCGCAGCUACUUUGCAUGGUUGCCCAAGCUAGUCAUCCAGAAGAACUCGGAACACUACAUGGAAGACUCAACUCAACUAGCUACGAUAACUACUAUAGAUAUUACAGUACUGGCGCCAUCCAACUUUGUAUCUACUUCUAGAGCUAGGCACCAAAUCCGAGCCCCGCAAAUCUGCAGCUUCCUACUUGCUGGAAAGCACAGAUGCAGCACACACCAUGCGGAGCUAACCAAAGUCUUGACUUCGAUUGCACAGGCACACAUGAGUUUGCUACAACUACAACCAAUGGUAUAG